This is a messenger RNA of Arabis nemorensis, 432 nucleotides long. NCBI's taxonomy places the organism in Eukaryota, Viridiplantae, Streptophyta, Magnoliopsida, Brassicales, Brassicaceae. The record is from the annotation of a GenBank genome assembly.
AUGGGCAAAAGACGUUUGUCAAUCUUUGGUUCAUACGAUACUGGUUCCAACAACAACUACUCCUCCUCUUUGGAUCAAAGUCAUUUUGUGGGAGAGAGUUUGUCGGAUUACGAAGUUCCAGUCACACGGCAGCCAGUUCAAAAAGACUUUCCAACAAUGUGUUAUUGUGGAGCAGAUGCUGUUGUUAAGAAUUACACGUUUGGCCAGCAAAAUGGGAGAAGAUACUACACUUGUGCUGGAAACAUUUAUGAUGGAGAUUGCCACAUUUGGAAAUUCUUCGACGAUGCAGUGGUUGAGGAGAUAUUAAUCCUCAAGAACAAAGUGAGUGGCUUAGAAGCUCGAGUCGAAAGAUAUGACAAAGAAGUUAAUGACCUUAAGCAAAUAGUACUCCAACUUCAGACCAAGGUUAACGAAAUUCAGACCAACCUCUAA